CAGCCUCUAUCCAGACAGUAUAAAUAUACUUGAAAACCAGCUGAAAAUAACCACUUCAGACACGAAGCUGCAAACAGCUGAUUUCUCUGUUAACUUCAACAGACUUCGUGAUAAUGGCUUGUUUGGUUGGACAAUGGCUUACGACAAAAGAUGCAACGGAGGAAACUCAGUUCAUUUGUGAUCAGGUGAAGGACCAAGUGCUGGCUCUCACAGGCAUGAACUAUGUGGCGUACACAGCAAUUCAAUACAGGAAUCAGAUUGUGGCUGGAGAAAACUUCCUCAUCAAGGUUGAUGUUGGAGAGGACUACAACCAUCUGAGUGUCCAACAUUUACCAAAGGUUUCUGGAGAUGAGUUUGUGCUGCGUGGUGUAGAGCAACACAGAGCCAAAGAGGAUCCCCUCCUGCCUUUCACAAAAUGAUCACACACCCUGUUUCAACACUAACAGGCUGCAGUUUCAUAUUGAAAUGCUCUGCUUCAAUGUAUUAGCAUUUACAGAUAAAGAUAUUUGGUCU
Molecule: messenger RNA, 513 nt
Organism: Plectropomus leopardus (leopard coralgrouper)
Lineage: Eukaryota; Metazoa; Chordata; Actinopteri; Perciformes; Serranidae
Product: cystatin-B-like
Cellular component (GO): cytosol
Molecular function (GO): cysteine-type endopeptidase inhibitor activity
Source: RefSeq, a predicted model, not a curated record